Racocetra fulgida is the source of this 435-nucleotide messenger RNA. The record is from the annotation of a GenBank genome assembly. Lineage: Eukaryota; Fungi; Glomeromycota; Glomeromycetes; Diversisporales; Gigasporaceae.
AUGUUUCCUUGCCAACUCUUAUUCGAGAAGGACGGCAGAGAACUGAUAAUGGCUGAAAAAAAGAAUUUUCUUUGUCCUUAUUGUUGUCUAAAUAUCAGUUAUGAUAAAUCGUUAAGCAAUUAUUUAGAGGCUCGGAAAAAGGUGGAAAAGUUAUUAAUCGAACAUAAAGCCGUUUGUGAAAAAAAAGAAAACCCAGUCGAGCAAAAAAGAUUAUUAGCCAAUAAUGAAACCGAACUAGCCUGUAAGCAAGCCCUAGCCGAUUUAAACAAACACGAAGAAGAGUGCGAAAGUGAUAAGAAAAUUAUUGCUGUUUAUUUCUCUCCUAAUCGGGGAGGAAGUAGCCAUGCCGAUGUUAAUGCUUAUUUAGCCAAUACCGAAGAUUUAUUAAUAAUCGAGCAGGAUAAUUUAGGAGAAUUGGCAUCUCGGAAUUAUUGA